Bubalus bubalis (water buffalo) is the source of this 1394-nucleotide messenger RNA. It is a transcript of the gene CISD2, whose product is annotated as CDGSH iron sulfur domain 2. Gene Ontology annotation, molecular function: 2 iron, 2 sulfur cluster binding. Gene Ontology annotation, biological process: regulation of autophagy; autophagy of mitochondrion. The transcript is spliced from 3 exons. The record is from RefSeq and is a predicted model, not a curated record. Lineage: Eukaryota; Metazoa; Chordata; Mammalia; Artiodactyla; Bovidae. The coding region runs from base 33 to 440 and encodes 135 amino acids. Gene Ontology annotation, cellular component: intracellular membrane-bounded organelle; mitochondrial outer membrane.
AGUCGGGUGAGGAGCGGACGCCGCUGGCCAGGAUGGUGCUGGAGAGCGUGGCCCGCAUCGUAAAGGUGCAGCUCCCCGCGUAUCUGAAGCGGCUUCCAGUGCCCGAGAGUAUUACAGGGUUCGCCCGACUCACAGUUUCAGAAUGGCUUCGGUUGUUGCCUUUCCUUGGUGUACUCGCACUACUUGGCUACCUUGCGGUUCGUCCAUUCCUCCCGAAGAAAAAGCAACAGAAGGAUAGCUUGAUUAAUCUUAAAAUACAAAAGGAAAAUCCCAAAGUGGUGAAUGAAAUAAACAUCGAAGAUUUGUGCCUUACUAAAGCAGCUUAUUGUAGGUGUUGGCGUUCUAAGACGUUUCCUGCCUGUGAUGGUUCACAUAAUAAACACAACGAAUUGACAGGAGAUAAUGUGGGCCCACUAAUACUGAAGAAGAAAGAAGUGUAAUAGUAAUGAAUUAGGGUGGAAUUCAAUUCUGUGCUGUAAAAAGUUAGAACAAUAUUUUUGCAUUCUUUGUUUAUUGAAGAUCUUUCAAAUGGUGGUCUUAAUUAUUGCUACUGGUUGAAUAAUUAUUUCUGCCAAUUUAUUUUCUUUUUACACUACUGUUUAUAUUUGAUACUUUGUAUAUUCAAGCAGUCUUUAUAUAGAAAUUAAAUGACAGUUCUUUCAUUCUGACUUCAAAGAAUUAAUGUAUCUUCCUACAAAAAAAAUCAACAUUUUUAAUUUUAAUUGAGAAAGUUUUGGCAAUGAGUGCAAAGCUGUUUGAACAUCAGUAUUUUCAACGGAAUCUAUACUUUAUAAAUGUCUGCCUCCACUAUUAAAUAUGUAUAUAGUUAGUACCCUUCUGUUUUGAUCAUUUGCAGUGAUUUUUUUCCCCUUCCAUAUUUCAUUCUUUUUAGGUCAGUAAGAAAAAUAUUGCUGUCAGAAUUGCUUGAGUUUUCAAAGAGAAAAACUCUUUGCUUUUUAAAUAUUGUUCUCUAUAAAUGUGAAUUCCCGAAUUUCAGAAAAAACAGGAACUGGGUAUAAAAAGUUUCAACAAGGAACAAUUAUUUACAUUAUAAAAGACUUGUUUAUAAAAGGUUUGUUUGUGUCUGUUUACAUGUCUUGUGUGUGUGUAUGUCAGUAAACUCAUGAGCUGCUGCAAUUUGAAGGUCAGUUAAAAAUAAAGUAAAUCUGGUACGGCUGGAUCCCUUUGCUGUUCACCUGAAAUUAUCACAACAUUGUUAAUCGGCUGAACCCCAAUAUGAAAUAGUUUUUAAAAAUCUGAAUUUAUAUUAAUAUGAUAAUAGUUCAGUGUUCAAAAUUGUAUCUGUAUAAACAUUUUCCUCUUCAUUACAGUGUAAACCAGUAAAACAAAAUACAAAAUGUGUGCAAAAUAAACUUAUUGGAGAAUCUUUAAAA